AUGAACAAGCUUGAAGAAGGAGGAGGAAUCACAAACCCUAAUUCAAGUAGCAUGGGAAUCGCACAUCAUACUUCAAGUGACAGGGAGAAGCUUAAUCGACUAUUUGAUCCUUUGGUGAUGCCAUUAGGUCCUAUGACUAGGGCUAGAGUUAAAAGAUAUUCAAUUGCAGGUCUAAUUGAAGACUUAGGGCCGAUGAACGAAGAGAGAUUGCUUUGUGAAGGUACCAUGGAAAAUCAACAAGGAGAACAAAAUCAAGCCAAUUUGGCUACCAUGUUGAAAACCCUAAUGCAACAUUUGGACAAUAUGGAUACUAAAUUUGAUGCUUUGGCCAAUGAUGUCCAACAAGUAAAGGAUGGCCAAAAUCAACAAGCUCAACCUCCUCAACAAGGAGUCAAUGCUGCAAACAACAAUGAGAGAAUUCAACUUCCACCACCAAGACAAGUUGUCCCUAGAAUCGAUCCUAUGGAAAGGUUGAGGCAACAAGAACUUGGAGGUCAGGCAAUCAAUGAGCAUAUGCGGCCUAGAAGAGGAGUUGAAAGGGAAAGAGAGGAGCCUAAAGACAACAUCAAGUACAAAAUUCCUAAAUUCAAUGGGAGAGGGUCACCAUCCGAUUACUUAGAGUGGGAAUCAAAAUUGGACAUGUACUUUGAUUACCAUCCUCAUGCCGAACCCAAGAAAGUUCAAAUUGCUACUCUUGAGUUCACGAAGAAUGCUUUGAAUUGGUGGAAUCAAUUAGUUCAAUCAAGGAGAAGAAAUUUGGAGAGGCCUAUUGAUACUUGGUUGUCGUUGAAGAGCUUUAUGAGGAAAAGAUUUGUUCCAAGCUUCUAUACUACUUCUCUUUACCAAAGCUUGAAAUCUUUAAGGCAAGGAACAAGGAGUGUUGAUGAGUACUACUCCGAAAUGAUGUUGUUGAUGUCUAGGGCCGAUGUUGAUGAAGCUCCACAAGCUACAAUGGCUAGGUUUAUGGCGGGGUUGAAUAGAGAAAUUCAUGACAUUGUGGAGAUGCAACAACACUAUGAUGUUGAGGAAUUGCUUCAACAUGCUUUGAAGGUCGAGGGUCAAGUGAAAAGAAAUAGUGCUAAGAAGAGCUUUGCAUCAUCAUCAAGCUCAUGGAAAACUCCAAUUAAGAAAGAUGGGAAAUCAUCUAACAAGGAGAAGAGAUAUGGUCAUUAUGCUAAGGAUUGCGUUAACAAGAAGGUUAUGUAUUUUAAUGAGCAUGAUGAAAUUGUGAGUGAAGAUGAAGAAUUUGCACUAGGAUCUAGUGGUGAUGGAGGCGAUGAGAGGGGAUUUGCGUAUGAUAAUGAGGAUGAUGAUGAUGAUGGUAAUACACCGGCACUCUUGAAUUUAGUUGCAAGGAGAACUUUAAGUGCCUAUGUUAAAGGAGAUGUGCACUAUCAAAGGGAGAAUUUGUUUCAUACUAGGAUGACUAAGGAAAAGAGUAAGAUUGUUAGUACUAGUGUGAAUUGCGUUGAUGGUAAAUCUGAUUUGGUUGAUAAGCAUGCUAGUUCUAAGAAAAUUGCUAAAGAGUGUAUGUUUGCUACUAAAAGUGAGAUUAAAGAAGCCUUGAAUGAUAAUUCUGUUUUGAUCUUACUUUUGCUUAAAAAUACACUUAUUCCUAGUGGUUUACCACCAAUUAGGGGGAUUGAACAUCAAAUUGACUUCAUCCCUGGGGUGCAAAUACCUAAUAAGCCAGCUUAUAGGACAAAUCCUGAAGAAACAAAAGAGUUAGAGAAGCAAGUUGGAAAGUUACUUCAAAAGGGUUUUGUGCGUGAAAGUCUUUCUCCAUGUGCAGUUCCUGUUUUGCUAGUUCCUAAGAAGGAUGGAACUUGGAGAAUGUGUGUUGAUUGUAGGGCAAUAAACAACAUAACGGUAAAAUAUCGUCACCCUAUUCCUAGAUUAGAUGAUAUGCUUGAUGAAUUGCAUGGUGCUUGUUUAUUUUCAAAUAUUGAUUUAAAGAGUGGCUAUCAUCAAAUUCGCAUGAAAGAGGGUGAUGAAUGGAAAACUACCUUUAAAUCUAAGCUAGGAUUGUAUGAAUGGUUAGUUAUGCCUUUUGGAUUGACUAAUGCACCUAGUACAUUCAUGAGGUUAAUGAAUCAUGUUUUGAGAGCUUAUACUGGCAAGUUUGUUGUUGUUUAUUUUGAUGAUAUACUUGUGUAUAGCCGAAACUUAGACGAUCAUGUUGAGCACUUGCGUUGGGUUGGAAUUGGAGCUGUUUUAAUGCAAGGUGGGAAGCCCGUAGCUUAUUUUAGUGAGAAAUUGAAUGGGGCUGCAUUGAAUUAUCCAACCUAUGACAAAGAGUUGUAUGCUCUUGUGAGAGCGUUGCAAACAUGGCAACACUAUCUUUGGCCUAAGGAAUUUGUGAUUCAUACGGAUCAUGAGAGCUUGAAGUAUUUAAGAGGCCAACAAAAGUUGAACAAGAGACAUGCUAAGUGGAGUGAGUUCAUUGAAAGUUUUCCUUAUGUUGUGCGAUACAAACAAGGUAAGGAGAAUGUUGUAGCCGAUACUUUAUCAAGGAGUGAAAAUUCUGGAUUUGGGAAGUAUUAUAAGCAUUGUGGAUUUUUGUUUAAGGAAUCUAGAUUGUCUGUACCUUCUUGUUCUUUGCGCAUCAUGCUCAUGAAGGAAUCACAUGAAGGGGGUUUAAUGGGUCACUUUGGAGUUGAUAGAACAUAUGACAUAUUGCAUGAACACUUCUUUUGGCCUAAGAUGCGACAUGAUGUAGGAAAGUAUGUUGCUAGUUGCAUUGUUUGUUUGCAAGAUAAAUCAACAUCUAAACCUCAUGGAUUGUAUACUCCUUUGCCUAUUCCUCAUGAACCAUGGACUCAUAUUAGUAUGGAUUUUGUGAUAGGUUUACCUCGUUCUAUGAGAGGUAAAGAUUCUAUCUUUGUGGUUGUUGAUAGGUUUUCUAAGAUGGCACACUUUAUUGAAUGCACUAAAACAGAUGAUGCCAUUAAUGUAGCUAAUUUGUUCUUUAAGGAGAUUGUUAGACUACAUGGAAUGCCUAGGACGAUUGGCUUGAUUAAAAAGAACUUAAGAACUUGGGAGGAUUGUCUACCUCAUGUUGAAUUUGCAUACAAUAGAAGCAUACAUAGCACUACUGGAUGUUCACCUUUUGAAACUGUGUAUGGCUUUAAUCCUUUAACCCCAUUGGAUUUGUUGAGUUUACCUUUGAGUGUGCAAGUCGACAUAGAUGGACAAAAGAAGACUGAUUUUGUUAAGGAGCUUCAUGCUAGGGUUCGAGCUCAGAUUGAGAAGAAAACGCAACACUACAUGAAGAAUGCUAACAAAGGGCGCAAGGAAAUCAUCUUUGAACCUGGUGAUUGGGUUUGGUUGCAUUUAAGAAAGGAGAGGUUCCCUGAAAAGAGAAAGUCUAAGCUCUUACCUCGUGGAGAUGGUCCAUUACAAGUUUUGGAGAGGAUCAACAACAAUGCCUACAAGCUAGAUCUUCCAAGUGAAUAUGGCAAUGGAGAUGGGAUGAUGCGCCAAGGGCUUAUCAUGGACAUGAAGAGCACAAUGGAGAUCAUAGAGAGGUUGAUCAUGGACUUGAAGGAAGCAUGGAAAAACUUGAAGAAGAAGCUUGAAGAAGAAGGAGGAAUCGCAAACCCUAAUUCAAGUAGCAUGGGAAUCGCACAUCAUACUUCAAGUGACAAAGAGAAGCUUAAUCGACCAUUUGAUCCUUUGGUGAUGCCAUUAGGUUCUAUGACUAGGGCUAGAGCUAAAAGGUUCAAGGAAGCAUUAUUGGGCUUUGUUCGAACUCAUCUUGAAGGAUUGAAGUCCAUUGAAGAUCAAUUGAAGAGUAUUGAAGAUCAUAAGCCAAGGAAUAUUCCCAACGAUUUCAAGCUAUGCACUUUGCUUGAAAUCGUUGAGCCUUGA
Messenger RNA from Corchorus capsularis, 3870 nucleotides. The record is from the annotation of a GenBank genome assembly. Lineage: Eukaryota; Viridiplantae; Streptophyta; Magnoliopsida; Malvales; Malvaceae.